ACAAGCUAAAAAUACAAAACAUACAGAAAAUUUCAAGUUUGAGUUGUCGAAAAGGAAUGAUGAAGGCGGUAUCGAUUGAAUCUGGAGAAGCAUCAAAGGAUGUUACAAGGCAUGGAGUGAACAGAGGACUCUCUGUAUUUGAUCUUAUUCUGCGUAUUGUUGCGAUUGUUGGAACAUUAGCAGGUGCUGUGGCAAUGGGAACUGCUGAGCAAACUCUUCCUUUUGUCACACAGCUUGUACAGUUUUCAGCUCAAUAUGAUGAUUUUGACUCAUUUAAAUGCUGUAAACCAAAGCUGUCAAGACUGUCAUAACAAAUGCCCUGCACUUCCAAUAAUGUUCCUUGACAACCUUCUCCGUAGUCCUUGAAGACUCAGGUUCUAUACUCCAAUUCCCAACCAUUGCAAUAUUAGCAUAAGCAAUCCUUGGAGAAUGGACACUGAAAGAAGAGGUGUUCAAUUGUUUCCUCUUGCUCAUCACAGAUGACACACUUGCUAUCUUGGCAUACCCCCAUUUUAACUAGUCUAGAUCUUGUUAGGAUCCUGUUGUGCCUUACUAACCAGCAAAUGAAGCUAUGCUUUGGGAUGUUGAGUUCGUUCCAUACCCAUCUCUCCCGUUGCCUUGUCUUUAGCUCUCCU
Messenger RNA from Lycium ferocissimum, 635 nucleotides. Its product is annotated as casparian strip membrane protein 2-like. The coding region runs from base 57 to 311 and encodes 84 amino acids. The record is from RefSeq and is a predicted model, not a curated record. The transcript has 2 exons. Lineage: Eukaryota; Viridiplantae; Streptophyta; Magnoliopsida; Solanales; Solanaceae.